Messenger RNA from Magallana angulata, 1648 nucleotides. Its product is annotated as ubiquitin-conjugating enzyme E2 T-like. NCBI's taxonomy places the organism in Eukaryota, Metazoa, Mollusca, Bivalvia, Ostreida, Ostreidae. The transcript has 6 exons. The record is from RefSeq and is a predicted model, not a curated record. Bases 69 to 683 code for a protein of 204 amino acids.
UAUCGGGCACAAGAUGCAAACAAUGAAAAAGCGGGAAAAGUUUGUUUUCACACUCGAUACUACUCAAAAUGCAGAGGAAUCUACGAAUGAAGAAGGAGUUACAAAUGUUUGUACAAUCACCCCCUCACGGAGUAUCGUGUUGGACGAAUGAUGAAGACAAUAUGACACAGUUAACCGCUCAAAUCAUUGGAGGUGAAGGAACACCUUAUGAAGGUGGAAUUUUCAAGUUGGAAAUCCAAAUACCUGACAGAUAUCCAUUUGAGCCUCCCAAAGUAAACUUUUUGACACCCAUUUACCACCCAAACAUUGACAGUGGGGGAAGAAUAUGUCUGGACACUCUGAAGAUGCCCCCAAAGGGAGCUUGGAAACCAUGUUUGAAUGUGUCCACAGUGCUGACAAGUAUCCAGCUCUUGAUGGCUGAACCUAAUCCAGAGGACCCCUUGAUGACCGAAAUAGCUAAUGAAUUCCAGUACAACAAAUCUGUGUAUCUCCAGACAGCAAGAGAGUGGACAAAGAAACAUGCCAUGGAUGAUGUUGUACAAGUCACAAAGUCAUCCUCACCGGAAUCAAAAUCACCAGAAUCAAAAGGUUUGUGCUCAGUAACUGAUAAAACUAAAGAGCUCAAAAGAACUCAUCCUCCUCAGCCAUUAGACGACAUGACAAACAAAAAAGUCAGAAACUGAUUGGUGGGAAGGCUUAUGUACACGUAGCCAUUGAAUCAAAGAGCUUCAUUCCAGCAGCCUAGGACUUACAGUCUUCGUACAAGCUGCGUGAUUGUCAAAGCAUCCAAGAGGCUUAACUUGUACAUUUAAGUGAACAUGAUUAUUGUACUGUAGUUGUGUGUAUUUUGCAAGGUAUUUCUGAAGUACCCGAAGCCCUGAAUGAAGAGGUUUGCUUUGUGUUCAAGUGAUGAAGGGAAAGCUAUGGGUACUAAAUAAUUUAUUAACCCACAGUGCAUUAAAACAUAGACACAAGUUAUAUUUAUGUACAUCUGAGUAUAUUAUAGCAUUUAAUGCAUGGAUAUUAAAAAGUUAUCCUAGAAAUGUACAGUGUGCACGUGUUACUGAUAAUACUGAUAAUACAAAAUUACAUGAAGCUUUCAGAGGAAUAAGCAGUGAGCAUGAGUGAGUGUCUGCUCUAAUUUAUUACCGAGUUGUAAAUCAUGCAGUCAAACACUUGGUACAUGUACGUACAUUACAAACUUUUGAUUUUCCAUAUAAUGUGGGUUUUCACAUGGUAAUACAUUGUAUAAUUCUUCGAUCUUUGAUUAAACUACAUGUAAGCAUCAAAUCCAUGAUUUUUGAAAUCAGAUUCUAGACAUGUACUUGUACAUAAAUGAGGAUGUGUAAAAAAAACAUUGAAGUCAUAAAUUAAACUUGUAUGCAGUAUUUGAAAUAAGGAAUGAAAAUGAUGCACAAUUUUUUGGUUUUUCAUACAUUAUGUUUGAUAAAUUCUCUUCGAAAGAAAAAGAGAGAUAAAUUUAAAUGUAAAAUGAACUCAUGAUUUCUCAUGUUCUCUUGCAUUGGUGAACACAUCUUUCAUUUAAUAUGAGGUAUAUGUUUGCUAUAAUUAUUAAAUGCAAUAUAACAUGUACGGUACUUCUUGGGGAAUAUGCAACUCUUUUUAAAAUAAAUGUACCAUUCAACGG